UUUCCCGUAAUCUAUCCCGCCUGUGCGUAGAGAUAGAAAACGAGAAUUCCGGGUUGAGUUUCCUCGUUUAAAGUUCGACAUUUUUCACCUGGAAACAUUUUAAAACAUCCCUAUUUUUCUUUAUCAUAUUCACCACUUGGUGUCCGUCACUUUUCUGUUUGUGUUUUCUGAAAAGUUUAGUCGAAGCAAAAAAAACGAACGUGACCGAUCUGUGUGUUUUAUGUCUACGCUCACAGCUGCAGAUUAGUGUGUGUGUGUGUGUGUGCGUGUGUGUGUGGGCGCGGUGGCUGCUGGGAAAUCAGGCUUCUUUCCUCUGUGUUCAUUUCGGUCGGCUUGGAAGCUGCGUAUCUUUGGUACUGCUGGAGAAAUGUCCUCCAUCAGUCCCGACCGGGAAUCGAGCGAUGGCCAGGCCCGGAAUACGCUAGAGCCGCAGACCGUGUUUGUCAUCCUGGACUCGACUGAAAGUCUCAACGUGCUUCGGGUGGAGUCUGGGAUCGUGGCUGAUAUUGAGGUGGACUCCCUGCUGCCAGCAGACUGCGACACCUUCUACCAGAUCAAGAGUCAGCCCAUCCACGGCAGUGCUUCAGCAAGUGGCUCUUCUUCCUCCGCCUUGUCUUCCUCUUCAUCCGUUCCCGUGGCGAUGUCCUCCAGGGUCCUGAUGCGUCAGGAUCUGAUGCGUCGGCAGGCUCUGGAGGAGGAGCAGAAGGAAGCGCAGCAGCAGCAGCUUCUGCGGUUGCCCGCCGCCUCCCCGUCGUCGCCCGUCUGCGUCGGCGCGUCACUCUGCGGGCCUCCGGCACAGGUCCCUGUCGAAGUUCUGAAGGUGCAGACCCACCUGGAAAACCCGACCCGGUACCACAUCCAGCAGGCCCAGAAGCAGCAGGUCCGACAGUACCUCUCCUCCGCCAUCAGACCGGCCAGUCGCAACGCUUCGGGACCGUCGUCGGACUCCUCCCUCAGCAGCCGGCACGCUCUCAGCAGCCCCAAAGUGGAGAUGGAGGAGACAGUCAUCGAUGACAUCAUCAGCCUGGAGUCCAGCCUCAGCGACGACUUCCUCACCUUGCUCGACUCGCGGCAGCAGCUUGCCACAACGCUGCCGGCGGUGGCGGGAAACAUGCCGGACGCCUACGGGGAGAGCGGCGGGAAAGCCGCGCCCGCAGUCGCCGUUAGCAACAGCUGCCCGGCCGACCUGCUCGGCGUCAAGCCGGAGCCGAACAAUGCGGAUGCAAAGGUGCUGAUGAAGGAGCGACAGAAGAAGGACAAUCACAACCUGAUCGAGAGGCGGCGCCGCUUCAACAUCAACGACCGCAUCAAAGAGCUGGGCGCGCUCGUCCCCAAGACGCCUGACCCAGACGCCAGGUGGAACAAAGGAAGCAUCCUGAAGGCCUCGGUGGAUUAUAUCCGAAGACUUCAGAAAGAACAACAACGAGCUCGCGACAUGGAAGAAAGACACAAGAGACUGGAACUCACCAACAGAACCCUGAUGCUGCGCAUACAGGAGUUGGAGCUUCAGGCAAGCCUCCACGGCGUUGCUUUUUCUUGCGGCGCGGGCACCCCGACGGACUCGCGGGGCUUCCUCUCCGCCGCCACGCCGCCGUCGUCGGACACGCUGGGCUUGGUAGAGCUGAACGAGCUUCGAGGCGGCGGCGGCGAAGACGCCUUCUCCGAGGACCUGAUGAACCACACGGGGCUGGCGGCGCUGGACGACUUCGGAGACAUCCUGAUGGAGGACGGCGGCCUGAUGUCACCCGCGGGUGGCGCCGACCCCAUGUUGUCGUGCGGGGCGUCGCGCUGCAGCAGCAGGGGGAGCAGCAUGGACGAUGACCUCUGAGGAAACGGUCGACCAUAACCGCCGGCGUUCCCUCUGACGCCGCGCUGCUAACUAUACCGCCGCCCCUCUGUCGGGGUCAUGAGACCCUCACCCUCUCUCCGUCACCACGGUAACCACGCCGUCAACCAUCCGCCCUCUCUCGCUCUCUCUCUCUGUAUAUAUAUCAAACAUUGUCAUAGCUACAGCUAGCUCCGUUAGCAUGCAGAUGCUAACCAGCCACGCGAGCAUGGUUGUUUCUGCUGGCGUGGAUUUUACCCGUAAACGUUAUCAGCUACCACAUGGAGGUCAGUGCCAAAAUGAAUUGUGCAAAAAAAUGUUUUUAUGAGAUAUAGAAUUGGAUAUAUCAUUUUUUUAUAACAAUUUUCUAAAUGGUGGACUUCUGUGGCGAGCAUGUGGAUAUGAAUGUCGUACGUACGUGUCCCGUUUUCUGAUUGGUCCUGAGAAUGCAACUCCAAAUAGUUUUUCUGUCAUUCCUCUUGAUUUUUGUUUUGUUUGUUUCCCUUUACCAAUCUUUUGCUGGUACAAACGCUUUGGGGACCAAAUGCCAUCCUGUGUGAUAGCAAGCGCUAGCAUUUAGCUGCCAGAAAGGAACGCGCGUUCGCGUGUGCCGAUGCUAGCUAGCUAGCUGCUGCUGACAAACACGUCCGUAAGCAUUGUCCCUGUUGAGCAGUUUAAAAUUUUCAUGAUUUUUUUUCUCUUUUUUUUUUUCUUAACAGUGAACGUUAUCUGUUUAUCAUAGCAACGGACGUUUAGCUGUCUGGAUCAUAAAGGGAGUCGUCUUUGUUGUUGUUUACAAUCAUGUAACAUUGUAUCAUAUCUCUAUAUAGAAACUAUAUAGAAAUAAAGUGAGAAGAAAGUA
This is a messenger RNA of Hippocampus zosterae (dwarf seahorse), 2687 nucleotides long. It is a transcript of the gene tfe3a, whose product is annotated as transcription factor binding to IGHM enhancer 3a. Gene Ontology annotation, biological process: regulation of transcription by RNA polymerase II. Gene Ontology annotation, molecular function: RNA polymerase II cis-regulatory region sequence-specific DNA binding; protein dimerization activity; DNA-binding transcription factor activity, RNA polymerase II-specific. The record is from RefSeq and is a predicted model, not a curated record. Bases 368 to 1828 code for a protein of 486 amino acids. Lineage: Eukaryota; Metazoa; Chordata; Actinopteri; Syngnathiformes; Syngnathidae. Gene Ontology annotation, cellular component: nucleus. The transcript is spliced from 11 exons.